Pseudozyma hubeiensis SY62 is the source of this 282-nucleotide messenger RNA. RefSeq lists its product as hypothetical. The transcript has a single exon. The coding region runs from base 1 to 282 and encodes 93 amino acids. The record is from RefSeq and is a predicted model, not a curated record. NCBI's taxonomy places the organism in Eukaryota, Fungi, Basidiomycota, Ustilaginomycetes, Ustilaginales, Ustilaginaceae.
AUGGACCCAGCUUGCUCGCAAGACCAGCUCCGUGUGAAGAACGACGACAUCCAGAGUCUCAGUCGAUGCAAAAAAGGAAUCUGUGGGGCAUUUCUUCCUACACCGCAUGUACAUCAGUGCUACGUCAUGUCGACACAUGUUUGGGCGGAUUCGCGCUUUAAAUUUAUGCAGUAUGCAUGCCUCGCCAUUCGCAAACCUUUCAUCUGGAACAAACAACGCACAAGCUCGCCUGACGAGUCCAGGUCUACUAUCGACACAGUGUAUAUCUCCGGCUUUCGGUAA